This is a messenger RNA of Leptidea sinapis, 3147 nucleotides long. It is a transcript of the gene TfIIA-L, whose product is annotated as transcription initiation factor IIA subunit 1. Gene Ontology annotation, cellular component: transcription factor TFIIA complex. The record is from RefSeq and is a predicted model, not a curated record. NCBI's taxonomy places the organism in Eukaryota, Metazoa, Arthropoda, Insecta, Lepidoptera, Pieridae. Gene Ontology annotation, biological process: transcription initiation at RNA polymerase II promoter; transcription by RNA polymerase II. The transcript has a single exon. Bases 300 to 1271 code for a protein of 323 amino acids.
UAGUCGUCACUUGUCAAAAUUUGAUAAAGGAAAAAUCUCUUUUCGCGAUGUAACGUUUAUAUAUUAAAUUAUUAUUGGAUAUUUAUUAUAUUCAGCAAAUCUUGUUCUAAUUGAAAUGUGUGUUUCAAGUGUAUUCUGCUGAUAACAAUUUGUUGUGACCGUGAAGUUUGGCGUAAAAUUCGACAUUGCAAUGAGAUGUGAAUUCGAACAUCGAUACGUACUUCUUACUUCUUACUUAAUUGAUAUAUUUACAUUUAUUUAAACACAAGCCGUUGUGUUGAUUUAUUUAAAACGUCAUUAUGACGACGAGUCAAGUGACUGUUAUCAAACUGUAUAAUUCUGUUGUGGAUGACGUUAUAGCAGGAGUACGUGAUUUUUUCCUCGACGACGGUGUUGAUGAACAAGUUUUACAAGAAUUGAAACAGUUAUGGAAGUCGAAAUUAAUUGCAAGUGGCGCCAUGGAUCAUCCAGAACCGUCACAGUUACCACAACCUCCACCUGUUCUACAUAGUUUUCAAAAAGCAAAUGGUAGUAAUGUGAUACCAAAGAGGCCAGACAUGAUGCCACAAACUUCUAGCCAACAAUCUGCGGACCAUAGUGCACCAAAUCCUAACAUGGGUGUUCACCAUAGUGUGCUUGAUCCUAACAAUAAAGUUCCAGUUCAACUGACACUGCCUGCUCAGCCUGGUGUACCAGGCUCACAGCCUCGCUCCUUCACCAUACAGAUACCAGCUUCAGCACUUAAUGGCAAUAAGCUCCAUCAAGUAUUAACUGGGCCAAUAAUAAAUGCUACAAUCAGUUUGCCCCAACCAUUAGCUGCAACUUUACUGCAACAACAUAUAAAUUCAGCUCUGGCUGGUCAACAAAAUGAUUAUGAUGGUGGUGGUGGUGGCCGUAGUGGCACUGCACCAUUUUCUCUGGAUGGUGCCUUAGAUUCAUCAGAUGACGAGGGUUCCAAUGUUGGUGAUGGCUCUGAUGACGGUGCUGGAGAUGAUGAUGAGGAUGAGGAAUCACCUGAAGAGAGAGCAGAAGAAGAAGAAGAUGAUAGAGAUGAGAGUGGUGGAGCAGAGGAGGAGCCUUUAAACUCUGAAGAUGAUGUAUCAGAUGAGGAACCAGGUGAUAUGUUUGAUACUGACAAUGUAGUUGUUUGCCAAUAUGAUAAAAUUACACGCACCCGGAAUAAGUGGAAAUUCUACUUUAAAGAUGGUAUUAUGAAUUUAGGUGGCAAGGAUUUUGUCUUUCAAAAGGCGAAUGGUGAUGCAGAGUGGUAGAACUAGCUGUAACUAUUUCACUGUGUAAAAUAUUAUGUCAUAUUCACUAGAAAUGUUUGACUGUAUGAGAGUAAAUUCAAAACUAAUUGAAACUUGUUACUUGAGCAUUUUCUAAUUGCUGUUCAUUGACUUUAACCAAAAAAAUAGAAGCAAUCUCAUAUAAGGUCAUGUUAAAGCUUAUCAAUAAUAAAAUCUUUACAGUCUCAAGAAAAUUUAUCAUUCCAAUUAUAUUUGGUGAAAUUGAAAAUAAAAUAUCUUGAAAAUAAUCAGUAUUCUGGUCAUAAAAUACUUAUAAAAAUAUGAUUAAGCAAACUAGUAAUAUAUAACUAUUUUUAUUCUAGGUUAAUUGAUAAAUAGAUCAUAUUUUAAAAAUUCACAAUAAUCUAUAAAGAAGAAUAUGUCUCCCAAGUUUAUUGUAGAGUAUUGAUGGUAAAGUGGUAAAUGGCUCACAUACUGCAUAAUUAAAACUACUGCCCUUUGCCAAUACCAGAAGGUUUUUGAGAUGCAUUAACUGUGUUAAAGGUGAGACUACAGCUGAUUCCGCUAGAAGAUUGUGUGAUACAAGAAUUUACUUGUGAAUCUCAUGGUUUUCAAUGCUGAGGGUGAAAUUCACCCUAACUGUUCAUUUCCGGGAAACUGUGCUCACACUAUGCCUCACAUUGGUGUGGUUUUGUCAAUUUGAUUCUGUCAAUGCAUAUUAUUUUAUGUUUAUUAAUAGAUUGCUUAUACUCAGAAUGAUUUGAGUGAAUGUAUCUGAAAGCUAUUGAAACAAGUCAUAAAACCAUGCAAAAUAAACAAUCUUAUAUACAAAAUAAGAGUCAGAACUUGGUGAGGGAUCUGUAAAAUUUAGUGCCUUGGGCCACUGCCCAUUUUGGAAGGUUAAAAAAAAAUAUUGAAUAAAGAUUUCACACUAAUUGUUAUAAAUACAACACAUUUUUUGUUUCAUUUACAUAAUGGUAAAAGUCAAUGGAAGAGUAUUUAGAUUCAAAACAAUGUGGUUUAUACUUCACCAAGAUUUGAAUAAUGUGUAAUUGAAAAAAAUUGGUGCCAUAUUUUAUCCUGAGAAUUGAUGAACAAGUGACUAGCUUAUUUUUUUUUUUAAAUCAAGAAUGAAUACAUAUUCGUUGUCUUCAUGCUUAAUUUCUUACCUAAAUGCGACAGCUAAUUAUCUAAAAUGUUCGAAGCUGUUUUUGAAUAUGUAAAGAGGAUUUGACUUUUGGUGAAGCUUAUAAUUCCAUAUUCUGUACUGCUGCAAAUACUAUAACCAAAUUGAGAUUAAUAUUAAUUCUAUUUGAAUUAUUAUUUUUGUAACACUACAAAAUACAGCGAUAAACUUGAAUCAAUAAUGAAUUUUUCAACCUGUUACAUAAAAUAUGUUAAUGUUAUUUUGCUCAUUGUUAACCAGAUACUGUUAUAUGUGAAAUACCUCAAUUGGUAAGUAUUUAUUUCAUUUUGUUCAUUUCAUAGUAUGCAAUUUGAUUACAUAUUUGCAGUCUCAAAAUGAGACAUAUUCUUUAAUGGUUUAAUUAUUAUUUCUAUAGCUCAUAUUGAUUAAAUCAAAUAUCAGUGUAAUAUUAUGUUGUAAAUGUAUAGUUUCAUUGUACAAUAAGCAAAUUUUUUCUAUUCGUUAAAAUAUAAAUUCGUAAUGUGCACAAACCAUUUUGCUGUUAUUUUACACUCACCAAGCCGUACUUUAAUGUGAUAUGAUUUUAGUGCUUAAUUUAGAGAUUAUAAUCACUGUAACCUGUUGUUAAGGUGUAUGUCUUUAUUGGGAGACCCUUAUUUCUCAAUAGUGUUAAGUUCCUUGUGGUUUUCCUACAUCCCAUGAUUUCUACGUAAACUAAUGAGAAUUGUGAAAAAUAAACAUGUUACAGUA